CUUGUCUUACUAUGGCAACUUCAGCAAGGCAUUACGGCUAAUGACUAGGCUGUCAAGAGAGAGCAGGAAAUGCUUUCAAGAUAAUGAGAAAGCAUUCAAGCAUGCCUUUGAAGAAACUUUGGUUUACUACCACGGCUUUGAUGAAAAUACAGCUGAAGAACUCACAAGAAUAACUAAUGAUAUGGCAACAGUUCCAUCAACAUUCUCAUUGAUAAACUCUAAGUUCAAGGUAUCGCUACAACUUGAUAAGAAUAAGGAUAUCUCUAAGUUUAUCAAAUUCUUGGACGAUUUUUCAGACUCUGAGGUGCUUAGCUUUGGAGAAAUUAAUAUUCCAGUGGUAGUCUGAGAAAAAUCUAAGAGGGUAAUAGAUUUUUAUCCUCCUUCAGUAAAUAGCAAAAUUGAUAAGAAACUGAUAGAAAAGAUGCUAGAUACUCUUGUUCUUAAGAGUUUUGAUACCACAUGCAUAAGGUUCGUCACAAGAUACUCCUUGGGGUUGAAAUCCUUUCACUACCAAAAUUGAUCCAGAGUACCACUUGAGCAUCAAAGGUUCUCCACUCCAAUAGUGAAUGGAUUUGUUUCAGAUUUUAAAAAUUAUCAGGAGGAGGUAAAACUAGAGAUAACUUCCAUAAGAGAACUUGAUAUCCAUGUUAAGAAGAUAAAAGGAAUCAUUACAGAGCUGAUCCUUCCAGAAGAAUUAAUCAGAGAGCUUUUAGAUAUAGACAUUAAAGAUGACAUCCACAAUAAAUUAAGGAGAAUAGUCAAAUUCUGAACUGUCAAAGUAAGAAAUCCUGAAAAUCGCCAUGGCGAAUCUACUGAAAAGUAUAAAAGAGAAACUUUGCGUGAAAAUAGUCUAUAUCAAUAUAUCUUCGGAGACUUGAUACAGGUGAGGCUGGAGGAAGUAUUCAGCCCCAGCAUAAGUAACUCUUGCAUUCCUUCAUGGUACGAGAAGGAAGAUCUCUAUAAGAACAGCAGUCACCCACUUUGUAUAAUUGAUGAAGGAAAUUUAGCGAAUUCUUUUGACGAAAAGAAUCUGAUUGAGGUUUACUAUUAUGAUAGCUCCUCUAACUCUUUGCAAGCUUUCCAAGCAGACAGAGUAGAGAUAUAUGGCUAUAUCAUGAGAGCUUAUGAGCCAGAUGGUUACAUCCAAGUUCCAAAGUCUUGAUGCAAAUUCUUAAGAACUUCUGGAAGGAAUGAGCCAAGUCAUGAAGGCUUCUCAAAGUUUUGCAAUAACUUACUUUCUAAACCUCUAUGCAAAGUAGGAUGCAGCGAAGAUAUCCUAUACAGAGAUAGACUUGAUAUUAUUGAAGAACUAGAAGAAACUGCAUUCAUCAAAUGCGACUUUAUCUCCUUGGUAUCAGAAUGUGAAACUAUGUGGACUCUAAAAGAUCAAGUUUACUGUAUUGGCGAAACCUCUAUCAAAGAGAGCAGCAUCUACAAGAAGGUCCAAAGAUUUGAGUUUACAGAGAAGGAUUUCUCCUUAUUUAAGAACAGACAAGAGCUAGUAGAUGAACUCAAAGAUUUUACCUUUAAACAAGGGGUUAAACUCAUUGGAGGUUGCAUGAGAAAGUCAUUCAACCCCCUCCUCUCAUGCUUGAAGCUUAAGAUCACAGAUUUAUCUCUAAAAAUAGACAAUUCCGAUUUGAAGAAAUUUGACGAACACACCAGAAAUAGACUCAGAAAGCUUCUGUAUAGUCUAAACCUUGACUCUUUCAAGCUCACUGGCUCUUGCUUAAUCUCAAUCCCUGAAGGCCUUCAGAUUUGUCCAAAAAUCUCAAGAACAGAAUUUGACGAAAUUGUGGAUUUAAUUGCAUAA
Molecule: messenger RNA, 1813 nt
Organism: Moneuplotes crassus
Lineage: Eukaryota; Ciliophora; Spirotrichea; Euplotida; Euplotidae
Source: the annotation of a GenBank genome assembly